This is a messenger RNA of Ctenopharyngodon idella (grass carp), 4385 nucleotides long. RefSeq lists its product as uncharacterized. The record is from RefSeq and is a predicted model, not a curated record. The transcript is spliced from 10 exons. NCBI's taxonomy places the organism in Eukaryota, Metazoa, Chordata, Actinopteri, Cypriniformes, Xenocyprididae. Gene Ontology annotation, molecular function: DNA binding. Bases 1960 to 3255 code for a protein of 431 amino acids.
ACAAUUUCCUUAUUUCUAUUUAAAAUAGAAACACAUUAGUAUACAGUGCUUACAUUUAUUAGACCCCCUGUCAUAAUAAAAAGAAAACACAGAUAUUCGACUGUCAAACACUUGUUUAAAACUAAAAUCUUGGUUUCUGUGAAGGCUUGACUUGACCUCAAAGACACCAUGUCAAGGACUUAGUUCAAAUAUAUCAACAUAAUAUCAAUAGUAUUAUUAUAUGAAAGGAGGUAAAGAGUUUUUUUUUUUUUUUUUCUUACUAAACUAAACUAAAGCAGUAGGGCGUGAUGGGCCAUCAACACCUGGCCAUGGGCUGCAGGAUGCUGAUUGGUUGUUUGAUCCGGGGCUGUUGGGUGCUGAGAUGCGAUUGGUUGUCUACCGCUUCAUCUGGACAUCAUUGUGAAAAGUUACCAACAGCUAUUUUUCAGUUUUAUCUGGAAAUCAGUCUAUUGCUUGUGACUGUGAAGACUUACAAGAGUUGUUUUCAGUAUCAUCUGGAGAAUUAUCUGUUCUUUGUGACCAGUAACAGCUUGUUUUGGAUAUUCAGCAUUUGAAAUGGCUUCUGAAAGGUAAGUACUUUCUAUCUAUUAUCUGACUACACCGCAUAGAAUGCUUUACUUAUUUAUUUAUUUAUUUUUUUUCUUGUUUCCAGUCCAAGAAUCUAAAAAAAAUAUUAAACAAAGAAGCAUUUACUAGAUAAGUAAAAAGUAUUGUGUUGUUUUCUGAAGAAAAAAACAAUCAAAAUUAAGUGAGUUUUUGCUUGAAACAAGCUAAAUUAUCUGGACUGGAAACAAGAAGAAAAAAAAACUAAAGAAAAGCAUUUUUAAAGAAACACACACACACACACACACACACUGUGUAGCUGUCUUGUUUUUAUUUGUUAAAAGAUCUUACUGUUAAACAAAAUUUGUGCAAAUUCAGUAAUGUCAUUUUGGGGAUAGUUGAGUCGGUGACACAAAGCUUUCAGGCCAGAGUGAAAAGAUACACAUUUGCACCUUGGCACUACAAUUUGUGUUUUAUUUUUAUAUUUUUGUGAUUGUUUUUGAAGAGUUGUGUCUGAUUAAACCACUGUUGGUCUUCUUAUUGUUCGCACAGCUCUUUCCACAGCAGGAUCUACUUUCUCUGCUCUCACUGCAAGAAGGCUCCACGCUCCCUUCCUGGGCACCUCAGGACGGCGUGCAUGCGCGACCGCACAGAGGCAGAGAUAAAGGCCACUGUGAUUGAAGCCAAGAAAGAGAUGUCUGAAUUUACCCACAAGGGACGUUUCUGGGAUUACCAGCGUAUUCGAGACAUCUUGGCAACUGCUGAUCCUCUUGCCAGGUUGUUAGAGGAGAUGCAGAAGAAGGGCCUGGUUGUAAUGAACACACCUCCAGUUCUCCCGGCCCCCCCGCUGCCUGCGCCCUCUCCAGCUACAUCUGCUCCUCAAAGCCCUGGAGAAGGUGCGGACGAGCCAGACGAGGAGCCAGACCGCGAGCCAUCGUCUGAGGAGAGCUCUGGAGAGUUCUAUCAGAGGUAAAGUUUCACAUCAUCAUUCUCAGAUAACAUGUGCAGCGAUUGGACAUGAUUUCUCUUGAACAUAUUCACAAUCAUUUGAGCACCUGGUUUAUUUUCUUUCAGCACUGAGGGACCGAGGUGGACCGAUGAAGUCAGGGUGGAGAUGUCAAAAAAGGGCCUGUACAAGAAACACUCCAUCGAUCACCCCCUCCUUCGGGGAUUUAAUCGAUAUUUGCGUGUUGACUUGGGCAACAAAAAGAGCAAACAAGAGGUAAGUGAAAGAAAAGAUACCUUUAAGUGUCACCCACACACUCACGCUUUCACACAGAAAAAUAAAGAAAUAAAUGUGAAGACAAAUGCUCUUCUGAACUGUGUGCUGCGGUCACAUGUUAACCUGUGUUAUAUUCAGCCCUGCAGAUUUUAAUGUGAAAUGUAUACUUACAGGUGGAAGAAGUCUCCAGGUUCAUGUAUUACGUGGACCCCAGUGAGCCGAACCUGAAUUUUGUGCGGGAGGUGGAGAAAGUGCGAGAGUACUUCAAUACACUGACCCAGACAAAGCUCUCGAAGCAGACGGUGCUGAACUACUGGAAGAGUCUCAAGAGGUUCAUGAGGUACAUUGUUACCAGCACCAGCAUCCGUGUCAAAGAUCCCAGCCUGUACAACGACUGCAAGAGCUUCACUGAUCCUCUGGAUGGCAUACGGGCUGGGAUGUCUAAGAAGGUCAACAAGGAGCAGACACAAAAAAGGUUCCGCGGCUACGGCAAGGAAAAAUUUCCGGCUGACUGCAUCACAAUCUUGGAUGCUGCUUAUACGGAUUUCCUGGCUGUCAUGGGCAAACUUCAGGGUCCAGGAGCCAUUUCAGGGGAGGAACUCAGCAAAAACGAACGUCUGCUUGUCCUCUAUUAUCUUGAGGCCAUAAUUAUGCUUAAACUUCUACAACGCCCAGGGGUUGUUACGAAUAUGACCGUUGAGGAAUGGAAGGGGAGAACCCGGCAUCCAAACGGAGCUUCCGUGGCGGUGAAGGAGCAUAAAACGGCCGCGUCGCAAAUAGCAGAAGUACCGCUGACUGAUGACCAAGAACAUUGGUUUGGCCUGUACUUCGAUGAGAUUCGGCCGGUGAUGUUACAAGGUAAUAAGUCAGUGGACAAUGCAGCAGCAGAGCAGAGUUUUUUUGUUUCAAGUACUGGAAGGCCAAUUUAUAACCCCUGCAACGACUUGAAAAGAUUCCAUGCCAAAUACAACAUUCCCAGGGUGACCAGCAGCGACGCUCGGACAGCCUUUGAGACGGCUGCUAAAAAUCUGCCGGAGGUGCAGAGGAAUGCGGUGGCACGUCUCUUGGGACACACGCCGGAAACAGCAGAGAAGCAUUACCGGAUGAAAACUCCGGCAGAUGCAUUCCUGGCCAAGGUUGUGGUCGAUGAGCUCACUGCAAAAACACGAGGUGCGUCUAGUGGGGCUUCUGGCCAAGAGAAAAGGAUGGAUGAACAGACGGCGUUUGACUUGCUGGUUCAGUCCUGCCCAGUGACUCUUGACGGGCCUCCUCCGAAAAGGGCACGCAGACACGAACUGUGCGCUGAACACGAGAGGCACUGCUACGACCGCUGGCGCAGCGAGCAGCUCAAGCUGCGUGAACAGCGUGUCCUUGAAUAUUUCGGUCGGUGUCAGCUGUCUGAGUCACAAGUGGAGGCCUGGGUGGAGAAACAAGGAUGGACGUCUAACGUCCCACAGGCUUCCCUAAUACUCAAGAAAUACUCCAAGUAGCCUUGAACAGCUCCCCUGCGGCUCUGUGGGUUACAAAAAUAAAUGUGAGCGGGCUACUUCCAAGCCACAUUAUUUUUGUGCCUACUUUUCAGCCACAAAACACCACCUCUCUUGCUCUCCAAGUUGCCCUGAAUGACUCUGUCUCUUUUUUUAGUACUUUACUCAAAGAUAUGUGAGCGGGCUAAUUUCCAAGCCACAUAUCUCUUCUCUUUGUCUACUUUUUUGUUUUCAGCCACAAAACACCACCUCUCUUGCUCUCCAAGUUGCCCUGAAUGACUCUGUCUCUUUUUUUAGUACUUUACUCAAAGAUAUGUGAGCGGGCUAAUUUCCAAGCCACAUAUCUCUUCUCCUUGCCUACUUUUUUGUUUUCAGCCACAAAAAAGUAAAAAAAGACCACCAAUACAGAUUUUUUUUUCUUUCAAUAUUCAUAGGCAACUGGAAGUGCACCAGCUACAAAUAACCAAACAUCAGCAGCUCACUCGAGGACCACUACAUGAGGACUCCAGAGAAGAAGAAGAAGAAGACGAAGACGAAGAAGAAGGAGGAGGAGGAUUUGACAGAGGAAGGCGCACGCUGGAUCCAUACGCUGCAUCUCAUUUCGGAGACUGCGUCCUACGGAGGUCGCAUUUGAAGGCUGCAUACGUCAUCAAGGAUGUCUUAUUUAAGAAAAGUAAACGUAAUUAAACAAACUGUUAUUCCUCGUGAGACGUAAAAUACUAUAAUUUCUUUCUUACUUUGCAAUCUAACAGUUAAUUUUUUUUCAAAUGAGACCGCCUCGAUGACAUAUGCAGCCUUCAAAAGUGACCUCCGGAGGACACAGCCUUCAAAACAAGACAGCUAUAAUCAUUAUAUUCUUAUUCUGUACAUACAGAUGCUAUUAUAAUUUUUUGUUCAUGUUUUCAAUCUACGUUUGUCAUUUCUUCUUUUGUUGUUAAUGAUCUGUAUUUGUCAUUAUUCAAGUCUUAUUUGUUGCACUUUAUUAAUCGUGUACCUGUCAUAGGUAUUCAUGUUUAUAUCAGGCAACCAAAAGUUGCAGAGGUCAGAGUGUCAAAAUGCUCAAAGACAAACUAAUUUUGUUAAAACUCUAAUAGAAAGUUGACAUUUUUAUACUUGUAUUGAUUUUUCAUGUU